CAUACACAAAUUCGCUGUCAUCUACCAAAAUGACCCCAUAAUAACAUGUGUACGCCAAGAUUCCCCGCGAGCAGGCACGGCUCCUGCUUACACCAGCUGCUCAAGUCGAAAUCUUCGCUCCUGCCUAAUCAGAGACAAGCUCGCGCAACGGCCGCCAAGGAUCCAAACAACAUUACGAAAUUUUCUGUAAAAACGUAAUGGAAGGAAAUUUAGAGCUCCACGCAAAAGCGCCUGUGGCCUAACCCCGCCUUCAUUGGACAAAGCCAUCUUCCGUCGGGGAGGUCCGCGGUCCACAGCGACAUGACUCGACGCAGGGACCCCUAUGAAAACCUCGGAAAAGAUCAUACUGCUUGGAGACUGCUGCGAUUGAGUCUCGUAGAAAAUGAUUGAAUGACUUUGUCUCUUACCUCAAUUUGAAUCUAUGUUUUGAUAGAGUUUGGUCGACUACACCUCUCAGCGCCCGUAUAUACUUCACCGCCCAGGUCUUGCACCAUGCUGUCUACGACGCCGCCUCCGGCAGACACAAUUGCGUCCGGCAUGGCUGCUCCAGCGACUGUCGAACUCAAGCCCCAUGGCGCGGCGAAUCUCAGCCAGGCAGAGUCUCUGCGGUACAGCAGCGACGACGACUCUGAGUAUCCCGAAGGGGGAGCCACGGCGUGGUCAGUGGUGCUCGGUGCAUUCUGUGCCAUGGUGCCCUCCAUGGGCCUGCUCAAUACCGUUGGUGUUCUGCAAGCCUGGGUAUCCGAGAACCAGCUUCAUGGGUACUCUGAGUCGACCAUUGGCUGGAUUUUCAGUGCAUAUUGUUUCUUCUUGUACAUUGGCGGUGCGCAGGUUGGACCAAUCUUUGAUGCCCACGACAUUCGAUACCUGAUUGUACCGGGUAGUAUCGGCAUUGUUGCAGCCAUAAUGUGUAUGAGCGUGUCGACUGAGUACUAUCAAUUGCUGUUGUCUUUUGGCGUUCUCGGCGGGUCUUCCGCCUGCCUGCUGUUUACACCUGCAGUGUCUGCCGUCGGCCACUGGUUCUACAAGCGUCGAGCUCUUGCGAUUGGUAUUGCCUGUACAGCCGGGGGCGUGGGAGGCGUCGUUUUCCCGCUGCUGAUCCUCUAUCUCGCACCCAUCAUCGGCUUCCCGUGGACAAUGCGCAUCGUCGGAUUUGUCUGUCUCUUCAUGUGCAUCAUCGCUUGCCUCCUGCUUAAGAAAAGACUGCCACAUAACGAGCACGCGGGUGCUUCCAUCGACCUCGCAGCGCUCAAGGACCCCAAGUACGCUCUGACCACACUUGCGGUGUUCCUUAUUGAGUUUUCCGUUUUCGUCCCGUAUUCUUUCAUCUCCCUGUACGCCAUUCACUCUGGCGUGGACCAACAAAAGGCCUAUCUCAUCAGCGCCCUUCUCAAUGUCGGCGCCAUUCCAGGACGUGCACUGCCUGGUUAUGUCGCAGACCGCUUCGGCACAUUCAACACCAUGCUCGCCACAUCACUGACAUGCGCCACGCUCAUCUUUGCCUUGUGGCUCACAGCCGCACGGAACGAGGCAGCUAUCACUGCUUUCGCCAUCGUCUUCGGUUUUUGGUCUGGCACCGGUAUAUCUUUGACCCCUGUCUGUGUGGGCGCAGUCUGCAAGAUUGAGGACUACGGCAAGAGGAACGGAACGACCUUUUCGAUCGCGAGUUUCGCGGCUCUUAUCGGCAUUCCCGCGGCCGGUGCUGUACUCGAAGCCGGCGGAGGAAAUUACACAGGCUUGAUUGUGUUCGCUGGCGGCUUGUAUCUUGCAGCUUUUGCAGUCUUCCUGGUCACAAGGAUUGUGGGUUGGGGCAGCAACUGGAGAACAAUAUGCUAGAGGCAUUCGUUGGCGCAAACGUCUGAAGAGGGAAUAGUCAUGCCCGGGUAUUGUCAGCUUAGGCUAGAUAAAGCGCAAAGCAGCAAUACUUUCGUGAUAACCCACUCCCCGCUGCCAAUUUUCUCCAAUAGCAGAGAAACCCCGACCCGAGUCGACAGCACCCUUGCUGAGGAUUUCACAAGCAGCUAGCAAACUACGCACGAACACCCUUCGUCUCUUUAGAGGGCAUCGCGUCAGAACUUGGCGUUAGAUCCGUGUUCGUCAAAGAUGAGAGCAAAUGGCCUAGCCUCCCCGCAUUUAGGAUCCUCGGAGCAUUUUAGGGAUUCUGCCGCGUCAUCGUGGCCAAGACUAGCAUCGUACAAUA
Messenger RNA from Boeremia exigua, 2200 nucleotides. RefSeq names its product major facilitator superfamily domain-containing protein. The record is from RefSeq and is a predicted model, not a curated record. Gene Ontology annotation, cellular component: fungal-type vacuole membrane. Gene Ontology annotation, molecular function: transmembrane transporter activity. The transcript is spliced from 3 exons. Lineage: Eukaryota; Fungi; Ascomycota; Dothideomycetes; Pleosporales; Didymellaceae. The coding region runs from base 493 to 1836 and encodes 447 amino acids. Gene Ontology annotation, biological process: transmembrane transport.